CAUGCGCACAACUCUUCGAACGGAAACGAGGUAGCACUGCCAGUGCAAAGCGGACGGCUGUGAUGGUGUCCUGACGCGUAGGAGUAACACAUUGGUUGGACCCUCAGCUGUACAUGGGUUGAAUCCCUCUGGCAGAAAGUGAAGGUAGCAUCCUCUGCUCCUUCCAGUUCUACCGUGUAUGUCCAUCGUUGAACCUUGAUGGAGAAAUGGGAAGACAUCAUAUGGAAAGGAUAAAAGUGCACUCAGAAACUCAGAAAACUACAAAGACAUACAUGCAGUCAAGAUAAUGAACAGACACUCAAAUUCCUCAUUCUUGGUGGAGCAGCAGACUGCUGAAUCUGAUUCCCUCAUGGCAGAUAAUCUCAGCAACAAAACCAUCAAGAGUGCGAAUAAAGAGGACACUGAAAACCCAGAAUUGGAUGAUCUGGAUUCCUUCAACUUGAUUGAGCCCCCUCCCCUGGACUGGAAGUCAGACUCAUCUACUGAGGGUGACUCCCUCAUUGACGUGGAUGACCGGAGCUUUCUGACGCCAGACUUAAUUGACAAUACUGAGGAUAGAAUAUGUGACCCACAGCCUUAUGUGGCACCCCAAUCCUGUCCCCAGGAGCAGGUCUCCAGUCUUAUAAACCAUCAGGACUGUCAUGCUGGCAGCAUCGUGGAGGAGAUAGUGGAUGACAGGGGAAAAAAUGAGAAUUAUCAGAUGAAUGGAGAUGAACAAAGUGAAGAAUAUAGACCAGAUGAUGACGACCACACAGAGAUCCAGGAACUUUUGUCCCAACUACAUGUUUUCAAGCAGACUUCACUUUCCAACACCUCCACCCAGGACCUCUCUGGUCCCAUCACUUACACUCCUUCAGAGAGAAUUGUAGCUUCUGCGGAUUUCGGCAUACUUCAGCCAGGCAAUGAGGGCCACCAGUGUGGAGGUCUUCUCUUCUCUGAAAGUAAUCAUAAAGACCUUCUGGGGCUGCUGGAAUGCAGUGAAAGGGAAAUCCAAGCACAAGGAGCAGAUGGCCCAAAUUUAUUGUCAUAUAGUGGUGACAUAGAUGCGGUAGUUUCAGUAUCAUACAGCCAGGAGGAAGGAGAGCGGUUUUGGGAUCACUUCACCAGUAACCAUGCAAAGAUUAAUUAUGAGUCCGUCAGUGAGACGCCACAAUGUGCAAGUCUGAAGGCUGCAGGGAGAACCUCUUCAGGGGAAGAAACUGCAGCUACCUGUAUCAGUGACUUGGAUUCAGAGUGUCAUCCAGCCUAUAAAGAUGUGCCUGGUCCAUGUGAUCCAGAGGACCUUCUGGAUGGAGUGAUUUUUGGAGCAAAAUAUCUGGGCUCCACUCAGCUAAUGUCGGAGAAGAACCCCUCUACCAAUGCCCGUAUGGCCCAGGCACAGGAAGCAGUGGACAGGAUCAAGGCUCCAGAAGGGGAAUCUCAGCCUAUGACAGAAGUGGACCUGUUUGUUUCUACUCAGCGUAUCAAAGUUCUUAGUGCAGACACACAAGAAGCCAUGAUGGACCACCCACUCCAGAUGAUCUCUUACAUCGCUGAUAUUGGUUCCAUAGUGGUCCUGAUGGCACGAAGGAAGCCAGUGGGGAAGAAAGGCAUGGAUGGUAGCCCACAGUCAGACUCCCCAGGCCCUCGCAAGAACUGCUGCAUGAUCUGCCAUGUUUUCUCUUCUGAGGACGCACAGAUUAUUGCUCAGGCCAUUGGUCAGGCCUUUGGAGUGGCCUACCAGCAGUUUCUGCAAGCCAAUGGCAUCAAGGCCAGCGAACUUCGACCAAGCGAGUAUAGCGACUACCUGGGCACGCAGGAGCUCUACAAUGGUGACCUGGUUCACUUUUCUCGCUCUGAGAACAUCAGAGAGGUGACCAUAAUCAAGGCCCAAGGUGAGAUCCUUGGACUGGCAAUAGUGGAAUCAGGCUGGGGUUCCAUCCUGCCCACUGUGGUUGUGGCCAACUUGCUGCACGGGGGUCCUGCUGAGCGCAGUGGGGAGCUCAGUAUCGGGGACCGCAUUAUGUCUGUUAAUGGCACCAGUCUGGUGGGCUUGCCCCUCACUACUUGCCAGAGCAUUAUCCGGGAUUUGAAGAACCAGACAGUAAUAAAGCUGAGUAUUGUCCAUUGCCCCCCCGUUACAAUGGCAAUAAUAAAGCGACCUGACCCAAAAUAUCAGCUGGGUUUCAGUGUGGAAGAUGGAAUUAUCUGCAGUUUAAUGAGAGGAGGCAUCGCAGAGAGAGGGGGCAUUCGUGUAGGACAUCGCAUCAUCGAAAUCAAUGGGCAGAGUGUGGUGGCAACACCUCAUGAAAAAAUCAUCCACAUACUGACACAUGCAGUAGGAGAGAUCCACUUGAAGACAAUGCCUGCAUCUACGUAUCGUUUGUUGACCGGACAAGAGCAGCCCCUCUUCCUCUGAGAGCGAGACAAGGGGAAAAAAAAACAUGCGAGAUUUAUCUCUGCCCAUGUGGGCAAACCAGGAACCUUAGUCAUACUUUGGUUUUGUUCCAUGCUGCUAACAUGGUGUAUCAAAACAGCUGUUUUGUCAUGGUUUAAUUAGGGUUCUUACCCAGAAUCAUAUUUGACUGUGAGCAGUCUGCUGAAAAUAUCAUUUUGAAUGAGUUUUUAGGAAGUAGAUACUGUAUUUGUUAAUAUUUUGAGCAUUGUUGUUAUGCCAACUACUUCUCUCUUGACUGAUAAGGAACACCAACAAUAUAAAGUUUCAGUGCUCUAUUGCCAGCGUGCCUCAACUACACAUGCAUAAAGAAGAUCUUUUAAAAAUUAUUUAAAUUUUAUAUACACUGUAUUUCUAUUAAAUGAAUUGAGUCAUAAGGACAAAUCAAUGAGCAACUUCAGCUGGGAUAUCAUGCAUGAGCCUCAUUUCUCCCCUGCACAAGAAAGUGACACUCUGCACAUGAAAGCUUUGCUUUUGCAUGCUCUUCUCUAAAGUGGUGCUUGCAAAAACUUAGAAUGAGCCUUGAAUUCUGGGUUUGCUGUUGAUAUUUGGUGUAACAUAUUUUUUAAUAAAUUCUAAGUGUGGUGAAUUAAUAGAUUUAUC
Scleropages formosus (Asian bonytongue) is the source of this 3037-nucleotide messenger RNA. Its product is annotated as amyloid-beta A4 precursor protein-binding family A member 3. Gene Ontology annotation, biological process: chemical synaptic transmission. Gene Ontology annotation, cellular component: cytoplasm; plasma membrane; dendritic spine. Gene Ontology annotation, molecular function: protein binding; amyloid-beta binding. NCBI's taxonomy places the organism in Eukaryota, Metazoa, Chordata, Actinopteri, Osteoglossiformes, Osteoglossidae. The transcript has 12 exons. The record is from RefSeq and is a predicted model, not a curated record. The coding region runs from base 287 to 2398 and encodes 703 amino acids.